UUCGGUGUAUGCUACCAAAGAAAGAUCAAACCCCACCUUUGAUUGCUGACCUUUCAGAAGUUUUAGCCGACAGCGCGUGGAAUGCCUUCUAUUCAACAUUUACACCAAUGCAAAAGCUGUUCCUGAAGAGAGAUCACUUCGAGAUCAAAGUUCCCGAGAGUUACUUCGCUUUUGACAACGUCGCCGUUGACACAGCUGAGCCGGAAACAGAUGCCACGCCCCAGAAGCAGGCGACACUAGAAAAUGUGAUAGUUCCCCCUGAUUCAACAAAGGCCGAGACCAUCUCCUUGGAGACGAUAUUCGGAAACGACACGGACGAGAAACAGAGCUACAAAUUCCGGUUUGAGAAAACCAGGAAAACAGUCAUCAACGUGCUCAUACAGAAAGGAUUCACCUUCGGCGGCAAGGCUAAUUUUAGCGUGGGGAUUCCCAAACAAUUGAAAUUUGGCUUGGAGACAGAUUUACAUUACCAGCUGAAUACAACAGACGCGCACACAUUUGAAGAGUCGGUGAUGAUGGAAGCCACUAGCGACAUCUGUGUUGGCGCCCACAGCUGCUACGUCGUCAACGUGGAGCUUCGGGAAGUCCCCAUUCACUACAAAUUCAAGUUCGUCACGCGCAUGUCCAUGCCCCUCGGCAGCGCCCCAAUUUACAUUCAUAAAAAACAAAAUGGCGAAAAAGUGUUCACCUACGUGGUGCGGGAUUUGCGUGAUGACGUAAGCAACAAAAAGGUCACGUGUAGUCAAGACGUCAUUGACUCCAACGGACACGUGUCGAAGAAAACAAUUGAUUUAGUAGUGGAGGGGGUUUUGAAAGGCGUCUUAGCCUGUAACCACAAAAUAUUGCUCAGAAACGACAAAACAAAGCAGGAAUCAAAAUCACUAAAUACGCAUUAGUAUGCCCAUUUAAAUAACGUAUCUAUUACUUUAUUAGUCUAAAGCAGGGGUCUCCAAACUACGGCCCGCGGGCCGGAUGCGGCCCGCGAAGUCCUCUCAUCCGGCCCGCGGAGAUCUUUUUGUCUAAGGAAAAAUCGUUUGUUGGUGAUGGCUGAGGAACUUUGCCCAUAGAACUCAAAGACAUGCCUGAAAGAAACUGGCCCCCGAACUGAAAUUUGAUAGUUAA
Messenger RNA from Physella acuta, 1122 nucleotides. RefSeq lists its product as uncharacterized. NCBI's taxonomy places the organism in Eukaryota, Metazoa, Mollusca, Gastropoda, Physidae. The record is from RefSeq and is a predicted model, not a curated record.